AGGGGUCGGCGGGGGAGCAGCCCAGGCCGGGCCAGUGGGGGUGGCGGAAACGGACCGGGCCUCGCGCCUAGACCCCUGCUGCGGCUGAGGGAUGAAACCAGCCACGUUGCAGCCGCCCUCGUCCGAGCGCAGCCCCGCAGCUUCUCCCCUCCCGCACCCGGCGGCGCCCCGCGUGGGCCAGAGGAGCCGUGGGCGAUAGCCAGGGCACUGGUCCCACUGCGGCCGGCGGGAGAUUUAAACAGCUGCAGGGAGAGAGGCUGGCCCCGCGUACCCGCCCCUCAGGCUUGGCGCUCCGCCUGUAGAAGAGCUCUGGGGCGCUGGGAAGCGUGUCACCGAGAGGCCGUGGCCUGGCAGGAGGUACUGCCUCCCCCGCCUUGUCACUCUCGUCUGCUGGCCCUGGGGCUACAGUAACCUGCACAGUCUGGGCUGAUGUGAGGUGCGUCCGAGGAGACUACACUUCCCAGCAUGUCCUGCUCUGUUUCCGGCCAGACAACAGGUGGUCUGCGCUUGGAUCCAGAUGUGCUGGGGUGUGUGCCCUGCCUUGGAGAGAACAGAUGUUUUUAACCAUCUUACCAAUUGUUUUGAGGUCUGUCAAUAAAUUGAAUAAAUAACACUCAAUCAGCAGUCUUUGCUUCAAUAAAUGAAUCAGCUUCAAUUAAAUCCAAGUAAAUUUCUAAUUUCUAUAGUGUAUUUCUGAUGUAAUGAGCAAUGCUGAUUGUGUCAUACAUUUAAGUAGUUAAAUGUCAUUUUGAAGCAUAUUCUUGUGCUAGUUUCUAUAGGUCAUGGUUACUUUUGUCCAACCAGGUUGCAAAAACAUUUUUUCCUAGUUUAAGAUGUGUGUGCGUGCACACAAGUAAUCUGGUGAUAUAUAUUAUUUUGGAAAACAAUGGUUUAUGUAAAGGUAUUGUAAUGCAUACAAUGGAGUGAUAACUAUUAGCACUGGAAGUUUGUGGCUUUGGUUACAAAAAUAUAUUCCCUCUGUAUUUUAAAGGACAAUGCCAACUCAAUAGUGCUAACAAUUGCAUAAACAAUAAUUUUCUCCUUGUCCCCUGUCAAUUUUUGUGGUUUUAAAAUCACGUUUUUCCAAAAUAUUACUGUGUGAAAGAUCCACAUACAUUAAAUGCUGGCAAAUUCACAAAUAAAACAAACUGAAGAACUAGACAUAUUUUUCUCAUUAAUCUAAGAAAAAGCUCUCUUUGUUUUAGUGAUCAUAGGUAUUAUUUGUAACAGUUAAAAAAAAAUAUGGAAGUGUUCCUCUACCAUGUUCAUAAAAAUGUGUUGUUAGAUGGAAAAACAGGCAAAAGCCUGUGCAUGGGACUGAGGAUGUGCCUCAUAAUAUUUCUUUCACUAUAUAUAUAAGUCAGUGCCUAGGCAUGACAGAGAAAGUUUGGUUAUCCUUCCUUUAGUAAAUUUUAGUUAGACCUCUUCUCUAACAUUCGGUCUGUUUCUGCAGCCUUGAAAUAAGUGAGAAUAUGCCAUUUAUUUUAUAUGUUUAUGUAACGUUUUGUGGUGGAUAUUUGUUUACAGUUAAUAUAAAUUGCCUGGGAGUGGAAUUAUAAUCUACAGGAAAACUCCAGCAGUUAUUUAACAAUAAUUGUAUCAACUCUUAAGUUUUCUUGUUUGUUUCCUUCAAGCUCAUGCAGAAUUUCAGCUUGAUGACAUUGAACUUAUGUGGAUAAUUAUGAUUUAAACAAUAACUGAAUUUGUGCAGUUAUAAACAUGUAGAAGAGUUUGUCCUCAAAUGUUUGGAAGUAAGAUCUGUGUAACCUUCUUAACAGGGACUGAAAAUUAUAUACUUAAAAUGACCCUUCAGGAGAUGGUGCAUCAGGCAGCCAGCCUGUAUUCUGAUAGAAAAGCAGUAUGUUUUGAUGAAUGUAAUGAUAAACCUUCAGUUUUCUACACUUACAAGGAGGUUGUUAGUCUUGCCACAGAAUUAACAGUUUUCCUGCAAAACUACUGUGACCAAAGAGGAAGAUUUGAAAUAGGCCUUUACUGCUAUCCUGGAAUAAAUUUACCAUCUUGGAUUUUAGGAAUCCUCCAAGUUCCAGCUGCAUAUUCUCCUCUUGAUCCAGAUGCACCACCAGUGUUAUCUAACUAUUUUAUGAAGAAAUGUAACCUCCAGUAUAUCCUUGUUGAGAAUGACAAAAUAAAGAAAUUCAAACUAUCCCAUGCUGGCUGGUUUUACCAGAGUUCUUUUGCAGUAGAUGAUGUUGGUUUAACUCUUUUCCAAAUUAAUUGGAAUGAUGUUGAUGUAAAUCUACUGUUAGAUGGCACAGAAGACAAAAAUGGAAUCUCCAGAGCUGCAAGUGAUUGGAAGACAGAUUACAUAGCUGACCUGGACCAACUUAAAUCAGAGACAUCACAAAGGGGAUACAUGGAUGUCAGGCAGCAAUAUUCUUUGGCAUACAUCUUGCAUACAUCAGGAACUACAGGGAUCCCCAAAAUAGUCAGAGUACCUCAUAAAUGUAUCGUGCCAAAUAUUCUUCAUCUUCAAUCCCUAUUUAAGAUCACACCACAUGAUAUGCUGUUCCUGGCCUCACCUCUGACGUUUGAUCCAUCUGUAGUUGAGUUGUUUGUUGCUCUGACAAGUGGAGCCUCUCUGCUUAUAGUACCAAACCCCAUAAAAAUGAUGCCUCUGAAGUUGUCUGCCACUCUUUUUCACCGUCACAGGGUGACAGUAUUGCAGGCAACACCCACAUUUCUCAGACGAUUUGGAGCUCAACUUAUUAAGUCAACUGUGUUGUCUACCAGUACUUCACUCCGUGUCUUAGCCCUUGGUGGAGAAGCAUUUCCUGCGCUGAAUAUCUUGAGAAGCUGGAAGGGAAGGGAAAACAAAACACAUGUUUUUAAUCUCUAUGGCAUUACAGAAGUAUCAAGCUGGGCCACAUGCUACAGGAUUCCAGACGAAGUUCUUAGCUCUGAUCUUCGAUUUGAUUCCCCUGUACCACUGGGAUCACCACUGCUUGGAACAACAAUUGAAGUCAGAGAUGCCACUGGUUCCGCAGUUCUAGAUGGAGAGGGACAAGUUUUCAUAGGUGGUAAAGAACGAAUCUGCUUCCUUGAUGACGAAGUAACUGUCCCUUUGAACACAAUGAGAGAAACAGGGGACUUCGUGAGAGUGAAGGAUGCAGAGAUGUUUUUCUUAGGACGGAAGGACAAUCAGAUUAAACGUCAUGGCAAACGUCUUAAUAUUGACUAUGUACAGCAGGCUGCUGAAGGUCUUUGUCAUGUGGAAGCCUGUGCAGUGACAUGGUAUCGACAGGAAAAGUUAAUCUUGUUUGUUGUACCUAAAGACAACUUAGCAAGUGACAUUCUUAAGGAACUCCAGAAAUAUCUCCCAACCUACGCAAUCCCUGAUGAACUUGUGCUGAUAGAAACUUUGCCCUUCACAUUGCAUGGUAAAAUUGAUGUUUCUGAGCUGUGCAAGAUUUACAGUAACCAUCUAAAUUCCAGAAGGCAUGACAGUAAACUGAGAGGAGCAGAGGAAUUGUGGGAAAGAUUGCAGUAUUUAUGGAAGUCUCUCCUGAGUCUUCCAGAUGAUUCACCCAGCAUUUCCAAAGAUUCACUGUUUCUGUGCAGUGGUGGAGAUUCCUUGAAGUCACUACGGUUUCAUGAUGAGAUUGAGAGUUUGGCAGGCAAGGCCAUUCCUGGGCUCCUGGAAGUAUUCUCAGCAGCCAUUGCUGAGGUUUACCAACAUGUUCUUAAAGCUGUAUUCCCAAGUGAGGACCAAAUUAUGAAUCAUAAGACUGUGAAAAGAAAACUGAAUGAGAGCAGUGGAGAGAAAUUCCAUGGAGAGCACACAAAACCAAAAUCUAGAAGGUACUUUAAUGCUGCUGCAGGAUUGACUGCAUUUAUUGCACUAAACCGAGGAAAUCGGAUGUUGUCGAUGACUUCCCUUGAGUCUCUUAUGAGCCCAUAUAAUGCAGGACAGGCAGGAACAGAGUUAAGACAACAAGCAUCUUAUUCAUCUGCUGUAACUUCUAAUACAAAAUAUGAAGUGACAGAGAAUAAAUCUGGAAAGAGCAGAAGCAGUCCAGAAAUUGCAAGCAAAGCAAAUGAAACAGGUACUCAUUCUGUAGAACAAGCUCCUUUAACAAUGCCUGAGAAGCUGAUAUUACAUGUAAGAUGGAAGUCAAAUAUGGGCAAAUGUGUAGAUGCCUCCCCAUUAGUUAUAACACUAGCCACAGAUGAUUUAUCUGCAACUGUAUACGUUGGGUCUCAUUCUCACACAAUGCAGGCAAUUGAUUUACACUCAGGAAAAAUCAAGUGGGAGACAAUCCUUGGAGAUCGUAUUGAGUCCUCUGCAUGUGUGUCUAAGUGUGGAAACUCAUAAUUGUUGGUAUGCUGCUAUAAUGGUUUAGUGUAUGUACUCAGAAGCCAUAAUGGGGAAAUACACUGUAUCUUUACCACUGAAGAUGCUGUGAAAAGCUCUGCAGUUGUGCAUCCUUCCACUGGACUAGUCUACAUUGGAUCGCAUGACCAGCAUAUAUACGCUUUGGAUAUUUAUAAGGAGGAGCGUGUCUGGAAGCUGCACUGUGAAGGUGGAGCUGUGUUUUCGUCUCCUUAUCUAAGUAUCUUGCCAGAUCACCUGUAUGCUGCUACACUAGGAGGACUUUUACUGGCUAUAAAUCCAGAUACGGGUAAUAAGAUCUGGAAAAGUUCCUGUGGAAAACCCCUCUUCUCCUCUCCUCACUGCAGUGAGCAGUAUGUGUGCAUUGGAUGUGUGGAUGGGAAUGUGUACUGUUUUAGCCACUCAGGAGAAAAGGUUUGGCAGUUUUCCACCAGUGGACCAGUCUUUUCAUCCCCAUGUGUAUCAAGUUUAACUAAGCAAGAAAUAUAUUUUGGCUCCCAUGACUGCUUUAUCUACUGCUGUAAUAUAGAAGGUAAUUUACUGUGGAAAUUUGAAACCACUUCAAGUGUAUAUGCAACUCCCUUUGUUUUCCAUAGUCAUGACUUGGAGAGUGAAACGCUGCUGGCAGCAACAUCCACAGAUGGUACAGUGUGGAUCCUGAAUGCUAAGAAUGGAUUGGUAGUGGGUGUCGAUAAACUUCCAGGAGAAGUAUUCUCUUCCCCUGUAGUAUGUGGAUCAAAGCUCGUUGUUGGCUGUAGAAAUGAUUAUGUUUAUUGUCUAGAUUUGUGUAUCGCUGAGAAAACAAGAACUACUAGGAUGUGUUAAUCUGCUUCAUCUCUAGUGUUUACACUUGGACGUUAAGAACAUCCUUGAAUUGUACUUUAAAGAAUCCAGGCCUAGAGGUGCUGCUCUUAGCCCAUUCUACUUUUGCAAAAUUUAUCAUGUUUUGCAAACUUUUGUUAGUUAACAAUUUUGCACCAACAGGCAUGUCUACACUGCAAUAAAAGACGUGUGGCAGUGAGUCUCAGAGCCUGGAUCAACUGAUUUGGACUUGUGCUGUGGGGCUAAGAAGAGUGCUUUUUAGUCCCGUAGCAGGAGCUUGAGUCAGCUGACCCUGGGCUCUGAGACUCGCUGCUGCAGGUUUGUUGUUGCAGAGUCAAUGUACCCGUUGUCUUGUCAGGACUAGGAAAAAUGUGUGGUUUUCUUUUAAAAUGUUGCCUAUGUGCUGUUUAAAACAUGAUAGUGCUUAAUGGCAACAGUAUGUAAUACUUCUUAAAAAUGUUACGUGGUCAUGGUCCCCCUAGUCAUGACCUCCGAACACAUUUUUAAGGUGUUAGUGUCUACACUAGGUAGACAUUGGUGCUAGCUAACAUUUUUCAGAGUCAAGCUAUUUUCCUAAUCAAGAGAGGGCAAUUGACUUAAUGAUUGCUUAGCAUCACGUGUCUGAUUUAAGCUGAAUUUUGAUUUAAAAAAAAUAAAUAAAUGUGUUCACUCUGA
This is a messenger RNA of Gopherus evgoodei (Goodes thornscrub tortoise), 5848 nucleotides long. It is a transcript of the gene AASDH, whose product is annotated as aminoadipate-semialdehyde dehydrogenase. Gene Ontology annotation, biological process: amino acid activation for nonribosomal peptide biosynthetic process. NCBI's taxonomy places the organism in Eukaryota, Metazoa, Chordata, Testudines, Testudinidae. The record is from RefSeq and is a predicted model, not a curated record. Gene Ontology annotation, molecular function: protein binding.